GCAGCACUGAACAAACCCUGAGUAGUACUGAUGGGGAAGGGGCCGCGCGCGCCUGGCCUCACGGGGCGUGGCCACCCGCUGGCUGCGCGGCACUGCGCUCCGCUGAUUGGCUUUGCGCUCGGGUUUGAGAGAGCUUGACUGGGUCCGGCUGCGGCUUGGCGCCUGUCAAGGGGAGCCCAGACGAGCGUCGUGGCGAAGAGCUGCGCUGAGCUGGCCAUGAGGGCGCUGGCGCUGCUGGGACUGGCGCUGCUGGUGGCGCCGGGCUGGGGCGAGCAGUGCCCGCUGCGCUGCGACGUGUCCAGGUGCCCGAGCCCCAGCUGCCCGAGCGGCUACGUGCCCGACGGCUGCAACUGCUGCCUGGUGUGUGCAGCGGGCGAGGGCGAAGCGUGCGGGCGCCCGGAGGACCCGCCGUGCGGUGACAGUCUCCACUGCCGCUUCCCUUCGGCGGGCCAGGGCAAAGGCGGCGUCUGCCAGUGCAAGCUCAGCGCGCCCGUGUGCGGCAGCGACGGCAGGACCUAUGCCAACGUGUGCCGCCUGAAAGCAGCUGGGCGCAAGGCCCUGCAGCAGGGGCAUCAGCCGGUCCUCCACGUCCAGAAGGGAGCCUGCAGAGCCGGUCAUCAACAGCUGAACAGCCCAAGAUAUAAGUUUAACUUCAUUGCAGAUGUGGUGGAGAAGAUUGCACCAGCUGUUGUACAUAUUGAACUUUUCCUAAGGCAUCCUCUGUUUGGCCGCAAUGUCCCUCUUUCCAGUGGAUCUGGGUUUAUUAUGUCCGAUGCAGGCUUAAUUGUAACCAAUGCUCACGUUGUGUCAAGUAGCAAUACAGUGACUGGGCGACAGCAAUUAAAAGUGCAGCUACAGGAUGGAGACACAUAUGAAGCAACAAUCAAGGACAUUGAUAAGAAAUCUGACAUAGCAACAAUAAAGAUUAAUCCAAGGAAAAAAUUGCCUGUCCUUCUGAUGGGCCAGUCUGGUGACUUGAGGCCUGGGGAAUUUGUUGUGGCUAUUGGGAGCCCUUUUGCUCUACAGAACACAGUGACAACGGGAAUUGUCAGCACAACACAACGCGAUGGCAAGGAGCUUGGCUUGAGGGAUUCUGACAUGGAUUAUAUUCAGACAGAUGCUAUUAUCAAUUAUGGAAACUCAGGAGGACCUCUGGUGAACUUGGAUGGUGAAGUGAUUGGUAUCAAUACUUUAAAGGUUACUGCAGGAAUUUCCUUUGCUAUUCCUUCUGAUCGUAUUGUCCUAUUCCUGUCAGAGAAUCAUGACAAACAAAGUAAAGAUGGGAAAAAACGGUUUAUUGGUGUAAGGAUGCUGACAAUAACACCAGAAUUAGUGGAAGAACUUAAACUUAAUAAUCCAGAUUUCCCAGAUGUCAGUGGUGGAAUUUAUGUACAUAAAGUUCUUCCAAAUUCCCCAUCUCAGAGAGGUGGGAUUGAGGAUGGAGACAUCAUUGUUAAAGUAAAUGGACGUCCACUGAUGACUUCUGCUGACCUGCAAGAGGCAGUGAUGAAUGAAUCACCUUUACUACUUGAAGUUAGAAGGGGAAAUGAUGACUUGCUGUUUAACAUAGAACCUGAAGUACUUAUGUAACUCAAGUUGAGGAAAACCACUGUGACACAAUUAAACUCAUUUAUUCUGGAA
Hemicordylus capensis (graceful crag lizard) is the source of this 1641-nucleotide messenger RNA. RefSeq names its product HtrA serine peptidase 3 (gene HTRA3). Gene Ontology annotation, cellular component: extracellular region. Gene Ontology annotation, molecular function: protein binding; serine-type endopeptidase activity. The transcript is spliced from 9 exons. Bases 217 to 1590 code for a protein of 457 amino acids. The record is from RefSeq and is a predicted model, not a curated record. Gene Ontology annotation, biological process: proteolysis. Lineage: Eukaryota; Metazoa; Chordata; Lepidosauria; Squamata; Cordylidae.